UGUCGUAAGAAACAUGUUGAGAAAAACGUCACGAAUUACACGUAUAGUGAACAGUAGAAUAAACAAGUAUAAAGUAUAUAAUAGUAUAUGAUAGUACAUAAAAUAUGUUUAAUUAAUCGAAUAAAUAAUUAAUGUAUAUUGUUCGAGUUCAAUAAUAUUGAAUAAUUAAUUAAGUGAUAAAAGAUGGAUAUUGCAAAAUCCUUUUUCAAUGUACGCGAUCAUGAAGGUUAUGUCGGAAAAGAAGAACAUAAUAAAAAGUUAGAAAUAAACUUGUCAGAAGAUGAAUUGGAGACAGGAGAUAAAAAUUCUAGAGAAUAUUUAUCACCUGUACCUGGUGGAUCGUUUUCUGCUUUAACAUCGUCCAUGUGGCCACAAGAUAUUUUAGCUAAAUUGAAUCAACCGGAUGAUCCUAAUUCUCAACCGGAAUAUAGAUUUGAUGAAUUUGGUUUUCGUGUAGAAGAAGAAGAUGGACCAGAACAGAGUUCAAGAAAAAUCCUUGGCAUUCCCUUUGUGGAGGAUCCCCAACAUAGAUUACAAUGGGUUGCUCUUUUGGAAUUCAGUAACAAUAAAGAGGAUACAGAUUUUUCAUGGCAGAAUGUAAAUCAAAGAUUACCUCGUACAGAUAAAUUACGUGACAUGGUUCGCCGUGGUAUACCUCAUUCUCUUCGACCUCAAAUUUGGAUGCAAAUGUCUGGUGCAUUACAAAAAAAGCAUACCUCAGAAAUGAUGUAUAAAGAUAUAGUAAGAGCAUCUAGCAGUGAUGUACUUAUGACUAAUAAACAAAUAGAAAAAGAUCUUCUUCGUAUUAUGCCUGCAAAUGCAUGUUUUAGUCAUCUUCAUAGUACAGGAAUACCACGCUUACGAAGAGUUAUGCGUACUCUUGCUUGGUUAUAUCCUGAUAUUGGAUAUUGUCAAGGUACCGGUAUAAUAGCUGCUUCGCUAUUACUCUUGUUAGAAGAAGAGGAUGCAUUUUGGAUGAUGGCAACUAUAGUAGAAGAUCUGUUACCAGCUUCAUAUUAUUCAGCAACAUUAUUAGGAAUUCAAGCAGAUCAAAGAGUUCUACGCACAUUAGUAGCUAAUUAUUUACCAGAUAUCGAUCAUGUAUUAGAACAACAUGAUAUAGAAUUAAGUUUAAUAUCUCUGCACUGGUUUCUCACAUUAUUUGCAUCAGUUGUACAUAUGAAAAUUUUAUUGCGAGUGUGGGAUUUAUUUCUUUUUGAUGGUUCUAUAGUUUUAUUUCAAAUUACUCUUGGAAUGUUAAAGAUAAAAGAGAUAGAUCUGAAGCAGCUUGAAAAUUCUGCACAAAUAUUUAAUGCUCUUUCGGAUAUACCUGGAGAUAUUGAUGAUGUAGAUCAAUUAUUUCGCAUAUCACUAGAAGUAAGUGGAUCAUUAACUGACGUUUUGAUCGAAACUCAUAGACGACGUCAUUUAGCAUAUUUAAUGGCUGAUCAAGGUGCAUUAGUUGGUAAUCCAGAUGCAUUGCCAAAUUUACCGAAACAACAUCUAAAUAGACGUCAAAUAAAAAGAAGUAAAUCAAUGCUACAAACAUUUUUAUUUGGAAAUGAUAAUGAAGAGGAUGAUGCAAAAUCAAAGAAUAUUCAUCAAACUGAAAUUUUGGUUGAUCUAAGAGAAUCUGUGCUACAAGUAGCAAGACACUUUAUAAAUGUUGAUCCAAAAUUAAACAAUGUUAUACUUAUAGCAGACUAUAGUAUGGAAAGUCAUGCCAAAGAUCACGAUAGUUAUAUAAAUGUAUCACGCAACAGAAAAAGAAGAGCUAAAGCAUUAUUGGAUUUUGAAAGGCAUGAUGACGAUGAACUUGGAUUUCGUAAAAAUGAUAUAAUUACUAUUAUUAGUCAAAAAGAUGAACAUUGUUGGGUAGGAGAACUUAAUGGACUUAGGGGCUGGUUUCCUGCUAAAUUUGUCGAAUUAUUGGAUGAACGAAGUAAACAGUAUACAUGUGCAGGCGAUGAUGCAGUCAGCGAAGCUGUUACAGAUUUAGUUAGAGGUUCUUUAUGUCCUGCUAUAAAAGCAGUAUUAGAACAUGGAAUGCGUAAACCAUCAUUCUUAGGAGGUCCAUGUCAUCCAUGGCUUUUCAUUGAAGAAGCUUCAAGCAGAGAGAUAGAAAAGGAUUUCAAUUCUGUGUACAGUCGGUUGGUACUUUGUAAAACAUAUAGGCUGGAUGAGGAUGGUAAAGUUUUAACUCCUGAAGAAUUGUUAUAUCGAUGUGUACAGUCUGUAAACUUGUCACACGACAAUGCUCAUGCACAAAUGGAUGUUAAAUUACGUUCAUUAAUUUGUCUUGGAUUGAAUGAACAAGUUUUACAUCUAUGGCUUGAAGUUCUAUGUUCAUGCGUAGAGGUAGUACAAAAAUGGUAUUAUCCAUGGAGUUUCAUAAAUAGUCCAGGUUGGGUACAGAUAAAAUGUGAGUUAAGAAUACUCAGUCAAUUUGCAUUUAAUUUAAAUCCUGAUUGGGAACUACCAGCAAAAAAAGAGCAAUCUCAACCUUUGAAAGAUGGUGUUCGAGAUAUGUUAGUAAAACACCAUUUAUUUAGUUGGGAUCUUUAAUGUAUGAUUUUUAAAUUAAUAUUAAUAUAUUUGAAUUAUAUAAAAAGUAUAAAAUCAAGAUCAUAUUAUUAUAAAUUGCGGAAA
Molecule: messenger RNA, 2649 nt
Organism: Vespa mandarinia (Asian giant hornet)
Lineage: Eukaryota; Metazoa; Arthropoda; Insecta; Hymenoptera; Vespidae
Product: small G protein signaling modulator 3 homolog
Biological process (GO): regulation of GTPase activity
Molecular function (GO): small GTPase binding; GTPase activator activity
Source: RefSeq, a predicted model, not a curated record